CGGUCUCCGCCGGUCUCCGCCUCUCCCGUUCGCCAUUGCGGCGGCUCAGGGCGAGCCGCGGCCCCGCUCCGCUCCCCGCCCGGCCUCGGCCCGCCGCCCGGCUCCACGGCGCAGGCCCGCUGCAGCGCAGCCGCUCUGAGUAGUCAUUGAUGGAUGAACACGAGGUGACCCAAACGGAGCACAUGGCCACCAUCGAGGCCCAUGCGGUGGCCCAACAAGUGCAGCAGGUCCAUGUGGCCACCUACACAGAGCACACCAUGCUCAGUGCGGAUGAGGACUCACCAUCUUCACCAGAGGACACGUCCUAUGAUGACUCUGACAUCCUCAACUCCACAGCUACUGAUGAAGUCACUGCCCACCUGGCUGCAGCAGGCCCUGUGGGGAUGGCAGCAGCCGCUGCUGUGGCAACAGGGAAAAAACGGAAGCGACCACACGUAUUUGAGUCCAACCCAUCCAUCCGCAAGAGGCAGCAAACACGUCUGCUACGGAAGCUCCGAGCCACGCUGGAUGAGUACACCACCAGAGUGGGGCAGCAGGCCAUCGUUCUCUGCAUCUCGCCUUCCAAACCCAACCCUGUCUUUAAAGUAUUCGGUGCUGCACCCUUGGAGAACGUGGUACGCAAGUACAAGAGCAUGAUCCUGGAAGACCUGGAGUCUGCGCUAGCGGAACACGCUCCUGCGCCUCAGGAGGUUAACUCCGAGCUGCCACCCCUCACCAUCGAUGGCAUUCCUGUCUCAGUGGACAAGAUGACCCAGGCACAGCUACGAGCUUUCAUCCCUGAGAUGCUGAAGUAUUCCACGGGUCGUGGGAAGCCAGGCUGGGGCAAGGAGAGCUGCAAGCCCAUCUGGUGGCCUGAGGACAUCCCAUGGGCCAACGUCCGCAGCGAUGUGCGCACAGAUGAGCAGAAGCAGCGGGUAUCAUGGACCCAGGCGCUGAGGACGAUUGUGAAGAACUGCUACAAGCAGCACGGGCGUGAGGACCUGCUCUAUGCCUUUGAGGAUCAGCAGACACAGCAGCAGACAACAACCACACAUAGUAUAGCACACCUUGUGCCAUCACAGACAGUGGUACAAACCUUCAGUAACCCUGAUGGCACCGUGUCCCUCAUCCAGGUUGGCACCGGUGCCACAGUUGCCACGUUGGCUGAUGCCUCAGAGCUGCCCACCACAGUCACUGUCGCACAAGUGAAUUACUCUACAGUGGCUGACGGAGAGGGUCAGCUCUGGGCACAGGAGAAUGAAGCAGUUGCCUUGAACGUCAGACGGCUGGGGAUGGCCAAAGAGCUUCGACGAGCGCCAGCUUUGCUUGUGCCCAAGUGCUGGAAAACCAGACUGGCAGCAGCUGAGGAGUGUGUGAUAGCAGAUGUGGAGCAGAACUGGGCCACGCUACAAGGGAGUGAGAUGACUAUCCAGACGACGCAGGCGUCAGAGGCCACGCAGGCGGUGGCAUCAUUAGCAGAAGCAGCAGUGGCAGCAUCUCAGGAGAUGCAACAAGGAGCAACUGUUACCAUGGCACUCAACAGUGAAGCAGCCGCCCAUGCAGUAGCCACGCUUGCUGAAGCCACUCUUCAAGGGGGGGGACAAAUUGUCCUGUCUGGUGAAACUGCAGCAGCAGUAGGAGCGCUUACUGGAGUCCAAGAUGCCAAUGGUCUCGUCCAGAUCCCCGUCAGCAUGUACCAGACCGUGGUGACCAGCCUGGCCCAAGGCAACGGCCCCGUUCAGGUGGCAAUGGCCCCCGUCACCACAAGGAUAGGGGACAGUACUGUCACCGUGGACGGGCAGGCAGUGGAGGUGGUCACCUUGGAACAGUGAUGUUCCCAGAGCCGGGAUCACAGUGAUUUUCCUCGUCUCUCAACGCGACUAAGUUUUUUACGCCUCUCCAGAGAUGCAACGAGGGCAUCGAGUCUCCAGCUUGGGAAGCAAAAGGGUUGGAGGUUUUGUCAACCUUUUUUUUUCUUUUUUUAAGGA
Melopsittacus undulatus (budgerigar) is the source of this 1967-nucleotide messenger RNA. It is a transcript of the gene NRF1, whose product is annotated as nuclear respiratory factor 1. Gene Ontology annotation, biological process: regulation of transcription by RNA polymerase II. Gene Ontology annotation, cellular component: nucleus. The transcript is spliced from 12 exons. Gene Ontology annotation, molecular function: RNA polymerase II cis-regulatory region sequence-specific DNA binding; DNA-binding transcription factor activity, RNA polymerase II-specific. Lineage: Eukaryota; Metazoa; Chordata; Aves; Psittaciformes; Psittaculidae. The coding region runs from base 150 to 1811 and encodes 553 amino acids. The record is from RefSeq and is a predicted model, not a curated record.